This is a messenger RNA of Rubroshorea leprosula, 3526 nucleotides long. The record is from the annotation of a GenBank genome assembly. Lineage: Eukaryota; Viridiplantae; Streptophyta; Magnoliopsida; Malvales; Dipterocarpaceae.
CAAUUCACCCAAUUCCUCACAUACUCUCACACUAUCUGCCACUUACAAAUUCUUUUGCCAUUUUUUAUAAAUAAGAGAGAGGCAAAGGGCUAGAGCCUAGAAGGUUGAAGCUUUAGCUUUGACUGUCCACAAUAGGUAGGGAGCAGAAUCCAAUAUACAGCAGCAGCAGAAGUGAAGAAAUUGAUGGUUCCCCCUCUGCUUCUGCAGCUGCUGUUGGCUUCUGAAAAACAGUUUUGAAAGAAUGCGGUGGUUUGGCUUUUGUAGAAAAGCUUGAAACUUGAAAGCGGAAACAGUGAAAAACCCAAAAACCCAGUUGGGAUUUCAAGGGGGAGAGCAGGUGGAGUCAUAAUCAGCCAUGUCUCUCUCAAGGGGUUUUUCUGCAGGAGGAAAGGGAGAGAUACUGCACUUCUACUCACUCUUCCCAAGUUGGUAAGUAGGGGUUGUGGUUGAGAAAGAAGUUUUACUUGUAAAGAGCUCACUCCUUAGUCCUUUACUCUCUCCAAAUCAUAGAAGAAAAGCAAUUCAUAAAAGGGAACAAAGGGUCUGACUUGAGCUCUGGGUGGGUGUGAAACUUUUUACUCCAUCAUGGAUGCUUACGAAGCAACAAAAAUUGUGUUUUCAAAAAUCCAAAGCUUAGAUCCAGAAAAUGCUUCCAAAAUCAUGGGGUUUCUGCUUAUUCACGAUCAUGGAGAAAAGGAGAUGAUUCGUUUAGCUUUUGGCCCUGAAGCUCUUGUCCAUUCUGUGAUUCUUAAAGCAAGAAAAGAGCUAGGUAUAGCCACCAAUUCUCCUUCUACACCUACUACUCCUUCAUCCCCAUCUCCUUUUCUUGGAAAUAAUCCAAACCCAGUUCCUAUUUCAAGGCAAAAUUCAUCUUAUUCAAGGCUUAGCGGAGUCAAUCUUCAGUCUUCCUUGACAAUACAAAACUCUGCUUCCUCUGGUAGCUCUACUUGGGGUGGUUUGUCUGAUCUUCCAAACGCAGAUGAGUUGAUUAGUCCAAAUGGUAGUUCUUUGAAUCCCUCGUCUUUACCCUUCUAUGGAAAUGGAGGAGGAUCUGAUAUGAUUGAUGAGUUUCAGCUCCAAGACCAACUGUCUUUCCUCAAUGAAAACACACCAAGCCCCAAAAACCAUGACCUGUUCUACCCUCAAACAGACUUAGCUUCAAGCCCACCUGGUGGUGGUUGUGGUGGUGCUGACAUAGUUUUUCCUUCCAACUGGGGUGGCUCCGUUCACAGGCGGAGCUGCUCGGUGAACGACGUUUUGGGGUCUGAUGACCCUGCUUCAGGGUUAGGCUGGAGGCCGUGCUUGUAUUUUGCAAGAGGGUACUGCAAGAAUGGAAAUAACUGCAGGUUUAUCCACGGUGGGCUCGGAGAGUCCGCCGCCAUGAUGGGUGGCGCAGAUGGUGCUGCCGUGGUUGGUUCACCUAGCAAGAUAGACAUGAUGGAUCAAUGUUAUGAUAUACUCAGAUCCAAGUCCGCUCAACAGCAGAGGCUAGCUGCUGCUUCUCAGCUCAUGGGUUCUGCUUCUUUCCCAUACUCUCCAAAAUCCAUGAACCUGUUUCUUCAACAGCAACAAACUGAUACUCAGAGCAGAGCUGCCGCUGCUGCUUUAAUGAUAGGAGAUGACAUGCUCAAAUUUGGCCGAUCUAGGCUUGAAAGGAAUGGUUUUUUAUUAAAUGGCGAUGCUGUAAAUCCAGCAUCAAGACAGAUCUACCUCACUUUCCCCGCUGAUAGCACUUUCAGAGAGGAAGAUGUCUCAAAUUACUUCAGUCUUUAUGGACCUGUUCAAGAUGUGAGGAUUCCAUACCAGCAGAAGAGAAUGUUUGGAUUUGUUACUUUUGUUUUUCCUGAGACGGUGAAGAUCAUUCUGGCCAAAGGAAACCCCCAUUUUGUUUGUGAUGCUCGAGUGCUUGUUAAGCCUUACAAGGAGAAAGGAAAAGUCCCAGACAAGUACAGGAAGCAGCAGCAACAAGUGGAGAGAGGAGAAUUCUCUCCUUGUGGUACUCCUACCGGCCUUGAUUCCAGGGAUCCAUUUGAUCUUCAGCUUGGGGCAAGGAUGUUUUACAAUACCCAGGAUUUGUUAUGGAGAAGGAAGCUGGAGGAACAAGCUGAUCUUCAGCAUGCUCUUGAGCUGCAGGGGAGGAGACUAAUGGGUCUGCAGCUUCUUGAUGGCAAGAAACAUCAUCAUCACAGGGCUCUUUCUAGUGGCAGUCCCAUUCCUUCACCUACCACUCCCUCACCCAGUCUUUUCAACCACCAGUCUCUUGUUCUUCCACCAUGGAAUGGUGGAACUGAUGUUCUUGGAGAGAAUUGUUCUAGCCCCAUCCCUGCAAUUUCUGUCACUGCUCCACCUGAGAAACAAGCAACAAAUGUGGCUACCACUGGCAAUAGUGAGGAGAGUGGCAGUGGCAAGGAGAGUCCUCAGUCUCACUGUGAAGAUAGUCUUCCAGAAAGUUUGGAGCACAAUCUCCCUGAUAGUCCUUUUGCAUCACCUACGAAAGACUCUGGAGAGUUCUUACCGGCAGCCUUCUCCAAUCCCGGUGAUGCCGAGAAAGAUGUUCUUGUCCCAGUUUCAUCUUCUUCCAACAAUAAUUUGGUGUCUUCAACCAUAAUUCCUGCUAAUAACUCACUGGACAUGACAUCUUUCAAGUCCUUUAAUUGCCAAAUACCCAGGUUCUCAUCCGGACAUGGACCCAUUGGUAUGUAUGCCGGCACCGGCGGUCCAACCUGCCCUGUUGGAAUUUAGCUUCUUCCUUUGCUUAGGUAAGUAAAUAAGCUUAGGAUUCUUAUCUUUUGUUCCUGUUUGGUUUGAUUUAUGUGCAUACAAGUUGGAUUGUUUUGCUAAUCAAGUUUUUGUCAUUUUUUGUUUACAAUUACAGGAAGAUAGAAAAGUAUAACCAAACAAAGAACUCACAUCAGAUUUCUGUAGAGAAGAGAUCACCAUCCCCACCACCACCAUCCCAUCCAAUCAUCCACCAUCCACCAUCAUCACCAUCCAUAUCCAUACUUACUAUACUUAUUACCAUACAAAUUGCAUACAUAAAGAAGGCGGCAUAAGGAAGUGGGUCAGCCAUUCCUUUCUUUGUUGUACUAUUUUAUAAAUCUCUUGUUUCAGUAGUUGAAGUUAUGGACCACAGGUAAAGAAAGAAAGAAUCCAAAGAACAAAAAAAAAAAAAAAAAAAAAAAAAGGAAUCAUCAUCAUCAUCACACAGUCAAUGUGUAGUUGUAACUCCCCUUUGAAGAAAGAACUGUAAUUUCCUCCUUCCUCACUGUUCCCUCGCAGAAACAUGAGUUUAGAGUCCCAUUUUUAGGGUUAGGCUUUCUAGGGUCCAAUUAAAUCUUUCUGUACAGCUAGCUGUGGUAAAUGCAAAAGGAUAAUUUGUAAUUUACCCUAGAAUGGUAAACAAAUUUGGAGGAAAGUCAGAGGAAGAAGGGCUGUGAAAUUUUCUAAAAUUAGGGUUUUCUAUUGUUGUUAUUGUAGUAGUGGCCACAGAAACAAAGAAUUUAGUAAAUGAAAGAAUGUGGAUUUC